Molecule: messenger RNA, 762 nt
Organism: Acanthosepion pharaonis
Lineage: Eukaryota; Metazoa; Mollusca; Cephalopoda; Sepiida; Sepiidae
Source: the annotation of a GenBank genome assembly
AUGUCUUACAUUUUCAUUGCAAGUAAAAUUACUUUUCUAUUCACUCACUUUGCACUUACUUCUCUCUCUUCCCAUUCUAUUUUGCUCUCUCUCUCUUUCUUUUAUUCUACUACUUCCUUUUUUUAUUCUAUUCUACUUGCCUUCUCUUUUAUGUUACUUAAGCUUUUGAUUUAUUUUUUUGCUCAGUCAUUCAAUUUUCCUUUUUCUUUCUUUCAUUCUUUCUUUCUUUCUUUCUUUCUUUCUUUUCCAUUUCCUCUGCUCUCUUUGACUUCUACUAGUAUUCUCUCUUUUCUGUCUCAUAUGCUUCUCCUGCUUCCUGGUUAUCUCAUCAUUCCAUUCAUUUCUCUCACUUCUCUUUCCUUUCUUCAUUCUUUCAUUAUUUUUCUCUCUUUUAGUACAAAUCUUUUUUAUCUAUCUAUCUAUCUAUCUAUCUAUCUAUAUAUAUAUAUAUAUCUAUAUAUAUGUAUUGUUUCAACUCUCCCAGUUUUUGUUUCAAUAUACUUCUCAUCUGUUUCCUCCAUUUUCCUUUUGUCACUGCCCCCACCUCUCUUUUUAAAACCUUCUCUUCUUUUACAGUUAUUAUUCAUUUUCCCUCCUCUCAUUUCCUUUUUCCUUCCACUCUAUAGCCUUCCACUGCUUCUCCUUUUUCUCUUCCUUUUCUCUCUUCUUUUACUCACAUUUUUUAUUCUUAUCAUUUCUAGAGUUCUCUUCAGUUUUUCCUGUCAUUUCUUUUCUGUCGAUCUCAUCUCUUCUCUAUUCUAG